UAACUCCGAGUCAGUUGUUUAGUUGCUGCUCGGCAGUGUGCAGUGUCCGCUAUCAGGACGAGGUCCACUCUGUGUUUACUUGCAGUCAUGCUUCUCAGGUUCAUUUGCGCUUUAGUGACCAGAUCACUAUUUAUUUUAAUUUCACUCAUAGGUAUGUGGAGGGUCAUAUGGGUGAAAAACAAUAAGUUGUAUUGGCUUCUUACUAUCCUAUUUCUGCCACUCGUGGUGGAGAUGAUUUUAACAUCGAGGAGGAGAAAAGGAAAAGACUGUAAGUGGUUCUCUCCGGCAAUUUUCCUGUUCCUGAUCAGCAUUAUACCCAGCAUUUGGAUCCUUGAGCUUCAUCAUCAGGAGAAUAAAUACAAUGACAUCAAGUGUAAUCGGCUCAAUUCACCGGAGAACAUAAAAGAACUCUUUAAUAACUUGAGAAACUUUAAUUCUACCAAUGAGACUGCAUUUGCUAAGAUUUACCAGAACUCUGAGAGGAUCUUCUCAUCAGUGUGUGCCAACGACUGGAUUUUGGCGCUACACCAGGCCUUGCUGGUGCUGCUAAUUGUGGGGAAGUGGCUGCUGCCCAACGAAGGAGGCCUCACCCGAGACGAGCUCUCGCAACUGCUCCUCAUCUUUGUAGGAACAGCGGCGGACAUCCUAGAGUUUACCAGCGAGACUCUGUCCGAUGUCAAGGAUAAGAGCCCGGUGUUGGUGUACAUUAUUCUGGCCAUCUGGACGUGGAGUAUGCUACAGUUCCCUCACAAUCUUACAGUGUUAAACUCGAACACAGAGGAGUACGAGACGCAGCCCGACUCUCUCCUUUCUCGACACCGAACAGACUUGUGGUCCGUCAUCGAAGCCCUCUUAAUUCAGGACGGCCCUUUUUUGUUGGUCCGCAUGACCGUCAUGAUACACUUCGAAAUCUUUCACCAAAUGCUGGUCUUCUUUGCCAUCAAAAACUCACUAGUGGUGGCACUGAAUGUGUAUCGACUCUGGGUCAUUUGGUGGGACUUCAGAUCCUGAGAUCCUGCAAAAGGUUUGAGAUGGAAUGUAUAAAAUGCACUUUCUUGUUAGAGUAUCGUGUAGCCGAGAUUGUGUAGGAAUUUAGCUCGUGUAGGGAGUCUUAGCUUACAUUUUUAUAUAUGAGAUUCAUUAAUCUGAUAACUGGGUCAUCAUUGUGCAUUAACAUUGUUGUCAAAUGUCUCUGUGUGAUAAUCGUUUUUCUAAAAAAAUAACCGACGCAAAGCUGAGGUCAGUAGAAUCCGUACAGUACACCGGGGAUAUACAAUAUUUCUGUUUCAGUACACUUAAUAUGUAGAUAAAACCAAAAAAAUAACCCUACACUGUAGUUUGUAUUCGAUGAAGAAAAUGAAAAUGAUUUCAUCAAAAUCCACAUAUGCUGUAUUUUUUAUUUCUUUUUUUUUUCUUUUCAUUUGGAUGGUGAUCAUGUAAACUGGUGCUCAUGUGAGUUCAUGCACUGGAGAUGCUUUACAGCUCGAUCAUAUCAGCAACACAAACACUUAUCAAAGACGCCUUCUGCUAGUAAACGGUAUAAGAAGAGCUCCGAGUGUCUACACCCUGCAGGGAGACACAUGAUAGCUGGCAGUGUUGACUGACCUGUUUAUAUCCGGCAAGACUGAGAAAAAAACCCGAAGCUAAACAUGAUGGUUCGUAAGUGUUUUAAAGAUUUCACAUAAUCGUGUUUGUAUUGUGUAACUAAAAUCUAACAGCACUACAGUACAGAAAUACUUACAUCACAAACCAAACUAACAAUAGAAUUGAAACUUCAUGAUGUAGUGAAUGAUGGAUUAGUGUUAUUUAUCAUAAACAUACACUUUUCACACUUGAAAUAGUUCCCCAGGUAAACAGAAUCCUGGGUUAUCUUGUCUGACGUUUCACAUGACUCUUUAUAAUCUGACAUUUCACACUAAACCCUCCUGAAGCCUCAUGAGACACAAAAAGACAAAAGUAAGCAAACACUGGCGCAAAUAUUAUAUGACUUGUUUAUGUCUGACAGCCAUCCAGUUUGUCCUGAACACACUUUCUGACCGUAAAAAACCUUCUCUUCGUUCUAACUGUAUAAACAUGUGAUAGGAUGUCACUGAUUUUGUGUCUUUGCUGAGCAUCCAGCCGUAACGUUCGAACACUGCAUAGUUCCACACUUUACACAUUUAGCACAAAGCCAUGCUAGUUCUGCUUCUUAGCAGUGAAUCACAACCCCGGGUAAAAAGCGAGCUCUACUUCUAAAUUAAAAAUGUGAAACGUUCCUCUACCUGGGGUUAAAAGCAGGGAUUAGAACACAAAUACCCCCGGGGAGUUAAACACAGUGUAAAAAGCCUUACAUAUUACAAAUCAUGUUUACAUUACAAUACACUGAGGAUUUCUUUUCACUAAAGAACCAGUUGAGAUUUUUAACAAAUUCAUAGAAAUCUAAUCAUUAGUUCUGAAGAUUAAAGAGUUUUCUCUAGAAAUGUGACACCAAUAUUUACUACAUUUAUUAUUAUCUGAUGUGCUAGAUAUUAUUUUAGUAUAUAAGCACUCUAAGUUAAACAGUGAAUGUUUGAAUGUUGAAAGGAUCUGAUGCCACUUUUAUCUGAACUUUAGUUUUUUUUUAAAAAGUUGAUUUUUAACAUUUAAUGAUAAAUUAAAGUCCAAUAUGAUGUACCGCUUAAAAAGAAAUAAAGACACGAACAAAUGAUUUCUCUUCGAUCUUUUUACCAAAAGGCCGAAUACAAGUGAUUUUUGAUUUCAGAUGAA
Hemibagrus wyckioides is the source of this 2745-nucleotide messenger RNA. RefSeq names its product transmembrane protein 26b (gene tmem26b). Bases 88 to 1011 code for a protein of 307 amino acids. The record is from RefSeq and is a predicted model, not a curated record. NCBI's taxonomy places the organism in Eukaryota, Metazoa, Chordata, Actinopteri, Siluriformes, Bagridae. The transcript is spliced from 6 exons.